GAGUAUCGACAGAUUUGGACUAUAUAGAGAUCUAAUCGUUUGAUAGCAUCCACCAUCCACCUUCCGCCAUGGCAAUUGCCUGCACAAACCUCACCAAUGUUGUGCGUUCGGUGCAUCUGCUCAGGAUCGAUGGCUACAGCAUCACCAAAGCCAUGCGCAGCGAUUGCUGGAUAAAGUCCAGGUGGAACGUCGGCAGAUACGAGUGGGGAGUCCACCUCAAUCCUGCACUGCCGAACGACACCAUCGACCAUAGACCGUGGGUCACGCUGAGGCUCGUCUUCCUCAGCGAAGGCUGCACUACACCCAACGUGGAAGCGAGCAUGCGCUGCCGUUUGGUGGAUCCGAGGGGGACGGCCGAUCCGUCUGAAGAAAAGAGUAUCACGUGUAAGUUCAAUAAUCGUCCGAAGCGCCAGCUUGGGGUCUCAGGAGAUUGCUCGGAUCCAGCUUAUCUCAUGUCGGCACGGGAACUAGAGGCGUCGUGCUAUCUCAAGGACGACUCCUUCACCGUGCAAUGCACCGUCACGGUGCUCAAGGACUUGGCCGAAGUAACGAUCCGGGACGACGAACCAUUGCCCGUCGUGCCGUCCUCGGGCUUGCACCACCACCUCGGCGAGCUGCUGCGGAGCGGGACGGCGGCGGACGUUGAGUUUAUCGUGUCGGGCGAGUCCUUGGUUGCUCACAAGAGCAUACUGGCGGCGAGGUCCCCUGUGCUCAUGGCCGAGUUCUUUGGGCACAUGAGGGAGGCGAGCUCUCGGGUCGUCGUGAUCGAGGACAUGGAGGCGGCGGCGUUUAAGGUCAUGCUGAACUUCAUCUACACUGACACGGUGCCUGAACUUGACGGGCAGGACGAGGCGGCGACGUCGAUGGCUCAGCAUCUACUUGUGGCUGCUGACAGGUAUGGACUGGACAGUCUCAAGCUGAUUUGCAUGAACAAGCUAUUGAGUUGCAUCACCGCCGACACAGCAGUGGCAAUUUUGGUUUUGGCCGAUCAACACAACUGUUCCCAACUCAAGGCCAAGUGUGCAGAAUUCUUGUUCCACACACUACCGCAAUGCUAGAUUCUCCAGUCGCGAUGAAGGUGUACAAUGAAGCACCAUUAAGUCUAGCUACCCAUGGGGCUAAAUCUAGAAGUAACUUAUAUAGUUUUGCUAAACCAUAUCUAGAUGUGCUCUAAUUAUUGCACAUCUAACUCAUAUGUCAUUGAUUUUACGCGGGAGCUUAUACUAUCCAUCUUUUCGCUGUCGAAGUAUGUCCAUCUUCUAUUCUUUUU
Triticum aestivum (bread wheat) is the source of this 1270-nucleotide messenger RNA. RefSeq names its product BTB/POZ and MATH domain-containing protein 1-like. Lineage: Eukaryota; Viridiplantae; Streptophyta; Magnoliopsida; Poales; Poaceae. Gene Ontology annotation, biological process: protein ubiquitination. The record is from RefSeq and is a predicted model, not a curated record. The transcript has a single exon. Bases 69 to 1058 code for a protein of 329 amino acids. Gene Ontology annotation, molecular function: protein binding.